Argiope bruennichi is the source of this 766-nucleotide messenger RNA. RefSeq names its product adult-specific rigid cuticular protein 15.7-like. The record is from RefSeq and is a predicted model, not a curated record. Gene Ontology annotation, molecular function: structural constituent of chitin-based larval cuticle. Bases 56 to 673 code for a protein of 205 amino acids. Lineage: Eukaryota; Metazoa; Arthropoda; Arachnida; Araneae; Araneidae. The transcript is spliced from 3 exons. Gene Ontology annotation, cellular component: chitin-based extracellular matrix.
GUUUCCAAACAUCUCAAUUAAACUCAGUUACUUGAGCUAACAAUCUUCAAUUACAAUGAUUGCAAAGAUCACCAUCCUCUUCGUCGCUUUUGCAGCAGUCAACGCCAGUGUUCUAUUGGGACAUGGUGCUCUGCUUAACACUGGAAUCAGUUCCAGAUCUCAAACUCAAGAUGCUUUUGGAAACUAUGCUUUCGGCUAUGACAUCAAAGACGGACUCGGUGCCACCAACUCCCGAUCAGAAGUAGGCGAUGCCCACGGAAACAGAAAAGGAUCCUACACCCUCGCUGACAUCGACGGACGAGCCCGACGAGUCGACUACGUUGCUGACGGACACGGAUUCCGAGCCGUUGUCAAGACCAACGAACCAGGAACCGCCGCCAGCUCCCCAGCAGCCGCCCUCGUCGCCAGUCCCUACGCCGGACCCGUCGCCCCAGUCGUCAACCACGUAGCCCCAGCCGCUACCGUUGUUGGACAUGCUGCUUCCUAUGCUGCUCCCUUGGCUGUUGCCGCCCCAGCUCUUGCAGGCACUGUUGCUUAUGGUGGUGUUCUCGGACAUGGAGCUGCCAUCGCCGCCCCUGUAGCUUAUGGUGGAGUGAUCGGACACGGUGCUGCUCUUGGAGCUCCUCUUGGAUUUGGAUAUGAUCUUGGAUACGGCAAAGCCCUCAUCCAUUAAAAAAUGCUCGUUUGUAAAUGCUUGUCUUUCACAAAUUUUUCAAUCAUGCUGAAAUAAUGCCUGCCACAUGCCAUCUUUGUUGUUAUCUUCAUA